This is a messenger RNA of Lactuca virosa, 1664 nucleotides long. Lineage: Eukaryota; Viridiplantae; Streptophyta; Magnoliopsida; Asterales; Asteraceae. The record is from the annotation of a GenBank genome assembly.
GUGCGAAGACGAGCAUAGUGAGAAGUCAAAGGUCAAAUCGCAAGUCGCAACGCUGAUUAAAUCAACCUUGAUUUUGAUCCCUCGAAUCCAGAGAUCUCUGCUACUCACAUCGAUACUGUGCGUGUCACAAAUACACACAAUUCGAAUUCGCAGAGAUGCAUUUGAGUGAGAACGAGGGUAUAGAGGGAAAGGCGUUCGUUGUUACAGGUGGAUUGGGUUUUGUGGGUUCAGCACUGUGUUUGGAGCUGGUUCGUAGAGGCGCGCGUCUUGUUCGAGCUUUUGAUCUAAGAUCAACUUCUCCUUGGUCCGAUCAUCUUCUCAAAAUCGGAGUCCACUAUGUUAAAGGGGACAUCAGUAAUAGAAAAGAUGUGGAGAAGGCAUUACGUGGAGUAGACUGUGUUUUCCACUUAGCUUCAUUUGGCAUGUCUGGUAAAGAAAUGCUUCAAUUUGGGCGAGUUGAUGAUGUGAAUAUUAAUGGAACGUGUCAUGUCUUGGAAGCUUGCCAUGAAAAUGGUGUCAAGAGACUUGUAUAUGUGAGUACAGCAAAUGUUGUAUUUGCUGGAAAUGAAAUUAUUAAUGGAAAUGAAAGGCUGCCUUAUAUCCCUUUGGACAUCCAUGUUGAUCCUUAUAGCAGAAGCAAAUCUAUUGCUGAGCAGCUUGUGCUUAAAACCAAUGGGCGCCCUUCUAAGAACAAAAAGGGAGAAUUUUUUUACACAUGUGCAAUACGUCCAGCUGCUAUAUAUGGACCUGGUGAAGAAAGACACAUUCCCAGAAUUAUCAGUCUUGCAAAAUUAGGGCUUCUUCCAUUCAAAAUUGGGGAUUCAAAUGUGAAAAGUGAUUGGGUUUAUAUUGAUAACUUGGUUUUGGCAUUAGUUCUUGCAAGUAUGGGACUUUUGGAUGAUAUUCCUGGAAGAGGAAAACAACCAGUUGCUGCUGGCCAGCCAUACUUCAUAUCAGAUGGUUGUCCUGUGAACACUUUUGAAUUUCUACGGCCAUUGUUGGGAGGUUUAGAGUAUGAUAUGCCAAAGGCGUCAUUAAGUCUUCCAAGAGCUCUUUUUUUGGGGAAAGUAUUUUCCAUUUUCUACACAAUCAUGUAUCCUUGGUUGAAUCGUGCUUGGCUUCCUCAACCCUUGUUGCUCCCUGCAGAAGUUUACAAGGUGGGUGUGACCCAUUAUUUUAAUUACCUAAAAGCAAAACAGGAGCUGGGGUACACCCCAAUGACAACCCCUCAACAAGGCAUGGCUACCACCAUCUCAUUCUACCAAGAACAAAAACGAAAAAGCUUAGAUGGGCCCACAAUCUACGCAUGGUUCUUCUGCGUGUUUGGAAUGUCAACAGUAAUUGCAGCCGCAUUUUUCCCUGAUAUUACGCCUGUGCCACUCCUUCGAUCCAUAUGCCUUUUCUUCUUACGUUCCAUGUUGGUGUUGAGGAUACUGGCAGCUUGGGCCAUUGCAAUGCAUGUUGGUGAAGCUGUUUAUGCUUGGAGAUUGGCUAAGAGAGUGGAUCCAGGGAAUUCCAGAGGGUGGUUUUGGCAAACUUUUGUGCUUGGGGUUUUUUCCUUGAAAUUUCUCUUGAAGAGGGCCAAGAAAUAGGUGUAUUAACUCUUCAUAUUGUUAAGACUAUCUUUGUUGGUGAAUCAUGAAGAUUGGUUUUACUUAUAUGAC